Messenger RNA from Physeter macrocephalus (sperm whale), 1170 nucleotides. Its product is annotated as mitochondrial tRNA-specific 2-thiouridylase 1. Gene Ontology annotation, cellular component: mitochondrion. Gene Ontology annotation, molecular function: sulfurtransferase activity. The transcript has 8 exons. Lineage: Eukaryota; Metazoa; Chordata; Mammalia; Artiodactyla; Physeteridae. The record is from RefSeq and is a predicted model, not a curated record. Gene Ontology annotation, biological process: tRNA wobble position uridine thiolation. Bases 4 to 849 code for a protein of 281 amino acids.
CAGAUGCAGUCGCUACGGGUCACUAUGCAAGAACGUCCCUGGAAGAUGAAGAGGUCUUUCAGCAGAAGCACGUUAGGAGGCCAGAAGGGCUUUUCAGAAAUCGAUUUGAAAUUAGAAAUGGUUUCCCAGGAUGCCCUGAGGAGAACCCUCUUCCCCCUGGGGGGAUUAACGAAAGAUUUUGUAAAGAAAAUAGCUGCUGAGAAUAGACUUCAUCAUGUGCUUCAGAAAAAAGAGAGCAUGGGCGUCUGUUUCAUUGGUAAAAGAAAUUUUGAAAAUUUCCUCCUUCAGUAUUUACAGCCUCGACCUGGUAAAUUUAUUUCUAUAGAAGACAAUAAAGUUCUGGGAAUGCAUAAAGGUUGGUUCCUGUAUACUUUGGGCCAGAGAGCCAAAAUAGGUGGCUUACGGGAGCCCUGGUACGUGGUGGAGAAGGACAGCAGCAGGGGUGACGUGCUCGUGGCCCCCCGGACAGACCACCCGGCCCUGUACAGGGACCUGCUGCGGACCGGCCGCGUGCACUGGGUGGCUGAGGAGCCGCCCGCAGCCCUGGUCCGCGACAAGAUGAUGGAGUGCCACUUCCGGUUCCGCCACCAGAUGGCGCUAGUGCCCUGCGUGCUGACCCUCAAUCAAGACGGCACUGUGUGGGUGACGGCCGUGAAGGCUGUGCGGGCUCUCGCCCUGGGACAGUUCGCUGUGUUCUACAAAGGGGGCGAGUGCCUGGGCAGUGGAAAGAUCCUGCGCCUGGGGCCGUCCGCCUACACACUCCUGAAGGGCAGGAGCAGACCCAGUGUGGCCGUGGAGGGCUCCAGCAACGGCCCGGGUGACAGCCCGGGCCGGGGGCCCACGCUCUGACAGAGGCCGAGCGGCUGCUGCGGAGCUCACGGGAGGAGACGUGGAGGAGCGGAGCCGGGGGCAGGGCCGCCGGGGGCUCGGCCACUGCUGCCCGCACCUGCCGCCCCAGUCCUGGCCCGGCCGGCCAAGCUUCCGGGCCGCUUCAGAGCCGUGGGGAGCCCGUUCUUCUCUGCUCGCUGGCCGGCGGGUCUGUCCCAAGUGCCCCAUGGGUGGGGCUCCUCUUUCGCACCCCCUAGAGGGCUUCCCCUCCGGGGGCACGCGGAGGGGACCUGUUGGGGGGGAUGGAUGGGCUGCAGGGGCAGUACCCAAUAAAAACUCUGU